Leishmania braziliensis MHOM/BR/75/M2904 is the source of this 1089-nucleotide messenger RNA. RefSeq lists its product as hypothetical. The record is from RefSeq and is a predicted model, not a curated record. Bases 1 to 1089 code for a protein of 362 amino acids. NCBI's taxonomy places the organism in Eukaryota, Euglenozoa, Kinetoplastea, Trypanosomatida, Trypanosomatidae. The transcript has a single exon.
AUGGAAAAGGCAAUGGAUCAGGAAAGCAGUGACGGCGAUGCCGUCGUCAUUCCCAACACAGCGCAGCUAAUGGAGUCGAAGCGACUGCAGCUUCUCGCGGAUCAGCUCGAGAGCUCACUCACCGUCCUGCGCCGGAAGCUCGACCGCAUGGAGAAGCGGAUGGAAAACACCGGUCGCGGCGCACUCCUGCCCUUCCAGCUACGCCGAGCGAAAAAGGAAAGAGAGGAACUGAUGCGCGAGAUUGAAACGACGCAGCACAUCAUCAAGAGGUUGGUCUUCAUGUCAACCCAGAUGACGCAGAUGAUGGCACUCAAGAAGGAGGUAUUUCAGAGCACACGCACGCGUCUUUUGGAGGAGAUCAAGGCACUGGAGAGCCAGAUCAAGGGCAACUCAGAGCAGGUUCUUCGCGGCUAUAUACAGCGAAUCAACAUGCUGCAGCGCUACUGGCCAUGGCGGCAGCUACGCGAUCUCGGUGAUACCUCCGUGGGUAAUACCUUUGAGGAGGAACUGGCUCGAGGUCCUCGGUACCGCAGCGUUGGGAUUCAAAACAACAUCCAGUCCGACUAUCUAGCCCAACAACUGCACUGGUUACAUGAACUCGGCAGCCGCGAGGACGUCUUUCGCGGUCAUCUGCGCCACCUGGAAGGCAUGAUAGAGGACUUGAACGACAUUACCGAUUUGCUCGAGACGACCAUGACGUGCACCGUUUGUGGUUUGACCUUCGAGGACCCUGUCAUGCUCUGGCCCUGUGGUCACUCUUUCUGUCUCGCCUGCUUCGAGUGCCUCGCAAUAGCACCGAGUCUGUACCGCUGCCCCACCUGCGGCAGCAUCGGCAGCGAGGGCUUCCUGCACAACCUGCUGCUUGCCGAGACGGUGGCGAAGUGGAUGUUCAAGGAUAAGGGAUACGGAGACACUCAAGCACCACUCAAUAUAAUCCGCGUUCAUCUUCCGCGAUUCCGGAAGGACCAGAUCCAGUCACGCAUUUUGCAGCUGAAGAAUCAGCUGCGGGAGUCGAAUGAGAGGACCUCCUCAGCAGCGAAGGAGGCGGCCGAGCGAGAACUCAUUACCAUCUCCUAUCGGCUCUAUUAA